AUGUCGUCUAACCUAGUCGUGCCCUCCCACCCUCAGCGCCAAGACGGCAACCGUGUCGCUGAGGGCCGUCGCCGUCGCCAUCGCCGUGUGCUAGUCUCCCCGUCCGCUGACGGCUACCCACUUACCACCGAGUCCCUCCCGUCGACACUCGAGUCUGGUGCCGAGACGCCCAUUGUCAAGCAACAGAACCUCGCCGCCGCCGUUCCCGCUACGCGCUUCUCUUCCGCCGACGUGGAGGCCUUCAAGUCCGGCAAGUAUGCCGACGCCAAGGUCAUUGCAAACGGCAAGACCUACAAUGUGCACAAAGUCGUGGUCUGCAACCGCAGCAAGUGGUUCCGUGCUGCCUUCGAAGGUGGCUUUACUGAGGGCCAGACUAGUGUUGUCGAGAUCAGCGCCCCGGACAACGUCGAGCGAGUCCUCGAGUUCCUCUACAGCGGCGCAGUCGACCUGAGCGAUGCCGCCGACGCCGAUCUGAUGCUCAUGGCCAACGAGCUGUCGGUCCUUGGAGAUUUCUACCUGAUUGACGAGAUGAAGACCUAUGCCAACCAAGUCCUAGGCCAGUACCUCGGCAAGCACCUGUCGGCCAUCUGCCAGAUGGGCAAUCUGGCAGACCUCCCCGCUGAGUACCCCGUCCAACGCUACCACGCUGUCCUGAUGAAUGGCGAGCCUCAGACCAGACGUACUCCAGCCUCCCUCCGUGGCUCUCAAUUUCGCCUAUUUGAGGAGGAGGGCUUCGUCGACCGUCUGUGCACUGCUAUCCGUGCUGCGUACGCUAUCCCGUCCGGCAUUGAUGCUGUCUACGUUGACUUUGUCUACGCCGCCCGGAUCCACACCUUCAAGAACGAGAAGAUCAGGGACCUGAAGGAGGAGAUCCCCAAGUUCGGAAACGACCUCCUGAGCGCCAUGAUGAUUGGCCCACGCUCCUCGGCCUUCAAUGGCAACAAGGCGUUCGAGCAGUGGAAGGACGGCCUUGUCAACCCCAAGGAGCCUCUCGACAUGACUGGCGGAUUCCCUCCGACCGUGUCCCAGAUUUCUCGCUACAUGGGCGAUCCAGGAUUCGGAUUAGUGAGCCAGACAGGUCAUACCGGACUUCAGGAUAUCGUGGAUUAG
Diaporthe amygdali is the source of this 1110-nucleotide messenger RNA. RefSeq lists its product as uncharacterized. Gene Ontology annotation, molecular function: ubiquitin protein ligase binding. The transcript has 2 exons. Bases 1 to 1110 code for a protein of 369 amino acids. Gene Ontology annotation, biological process: regulation of proteolysis; proteasome-mediated ubiquitin-dependent protein catabolic process. The record is from RefSeq and is a predicted model, not a curated record. NCBI's taxonomy places the organism in Eukaryota, Fungi, Ascomycota, Sordariomycetes, Diaporthales, Diaporthaceae. Gene Ontology annotation, cellular component: cytoplasm.